Molecule: messenger RNA, 2238 nt
Organism: Panthera uncia (snow leopard)
Lineage: Eukaryota; Metazoa; Chordata; Mammalia; Carnivora; Felidae
Gene: INAVA
Product: innate immunity activator
Exons: 10
Coding region: 28-1992 (654 amino acids)
Biological process (GO): adherens junction maintenance; positive regulation of protein ubiquitination
Source: RefSeq, a predicted model, not a curated record
GAUGUCUUGGGAUCUUUAACAUUUGGGAUGCUGCAAAUGCCGAAGUUAAAUGAAAUACCUCCCGGGAGGGAAGGCCGGGAGGAGGGUCGGGGAGAGAGAAGAUGGCCUGGACAAACAGGUCCUGAAGCUUCGAGGCAGGAACGGGGGGCGCGGGGACAGGCGGGCGGCGCCAGAGCUCCAUGGGACAGCUGGGGAAACUGCAGGCCACUGACACAUCCUGGCUCAGCUUGGGAACGGUGUCACCCCUCCCUACUCUGUGCCCCCUCCUCCCAGAAAUCCACCAUGGAGAGUAAGGAUGAGGUCAGCGACACUGACAGCGGCAUCAUCCUGCAGUCUGGCCCUGACAGCCCGGUGUCCCCAGUGAAGGAGCUGACCCACGCGGUGCGCAAGCAGCAGAGGGCCCUGGAAGAGCGGCUGGAGGCAGACCUGGAGGAGCUGAAGAGACUCUGCCUCAGGGAGGCGGAGCUGACGGGUGUCUUGCCGGCCGAGUAUCCCCUCAAACCAGGGGAAAAGGCCCCCAAGGUCCGCCGCAGGAUUGGAGCAGCUUAUAAACUGGACGAGCGGGCCUUGCACAGAGAGGACCCCCUGAGCGGCCUGGAGCGGGAGCUAGCCCUGCAGCUGCAGAUCGCCGAAGCGGCCCGCCGCCUGUGCCGGGAGGGGAACCUCAGCAGGCAGGCCCGCCGGCAGCGGAAGCAUGCCAUGCUGCAGGAGGAGAAGAAGCUGAGGGAGCUGGAGCGCUGCCUGGGCGAGCAGCGGCGCACCAGUGGGCCCCCUCCCGCCGCUGCCCUGCCCCUGGGCCGAGAGCUCAGCGCCUCAGAUGACAGCUCUCUAUCAGAUGGGCUGCUCCUGGAGGAAGAGGAAUCCCAAGUGCCAAAACCUCCCCCAGAGUCCCCAGCUCCACCUUCCCGGCCUCUCCCACCCCAGAGCCUGGAGGGGCUGAAGCCAGCAGGACCUGAGACUGGGGGCCUGGAGCGGGCCCCCAUCCAGAACAGUCCCUGGAAGGAGACCAGCCUGGACCACCCCUACGAGAAGCCCAGAAAAUCUUCUGAACCCAACAGCGAGUCCAGCAGCCCAGCCACCACGCCACAGGACGGGCCCGGUGCCUCCAGCCUAUGGCUGCUGGAGCCCGCCUCCUACCAUGUGGUUCCCAUCCGCAGCGUUCCUGGCCAGCGGCAGGGCCGCACCAGUGCCCCAGCCACCCCUGAGAUGCAGGGGAGGAGGGGCCAGGCGCAGUCUCUGAGGAUGGAUUCCUUCCGGGCGGGUCCCGAGGGCCGAGGCCGCAGCGCCUUCCCCCGCCGCCGCCCCACUCACUACACGGUGACGGUGCCCGACUCCUGCUUCCCCCCGACCAAGCCCCCGCUGCCCCACCCCGCCUACCACUCCUGCUCCGAGGACAGCGGCUCCGACGUCUCCAGCAUCUCGCACCCCACGUCGCCGGGCAGCAGCAGCCCCGACAUCUCCUUCCUGCGGCCCCUGUCCCCGCCCGAGCCGCCCCGUCCCCGCGGGGCCUGGGUCCCGGCCGGCGCGCACUACCCCAAGCUGCUGCCGCCGCCCGGGCGCUACGUGCUGGUGGCCGAGAGUCACCUGCCGCCGCCAGGCGAGUGGGAGCUGGGCCGCGCCGCCCUGGGCCCCGCCUACGAGGAGGACGCGGCCGCGCUGCGCUGGCAGAGGCUGGUGGCCUCCCGCGGCCGCCUGGUGCGGACGCCCUCCCUGAAGGACAGCCCCGCGGGCCGCGCGCUCAGCAAGGCGGCCGUGUCCGAGGAGCUCAAGUCGUGGCACGAGCGCGCGCGCCUCCGGAGCGGCCGCCCGCACUCGCUGGACCGCCAGGGGGCUUUCCGCGUCCGGAGCCUGCCCCCCGGGAGAGAGGGCUUCGCGCGAGCCCCGGCUCCCCGGACACAGGUGACCACAGUGUAUGUGCCCCGGAGAUCGCCCGAAGGGGCCCCUGUGCAAGUCUUUGUGCCUGAGAAUGGCGAGAUCAUCAGCCAGGUGUAACCAAGGCCGGGUGUCACCGUGUGCCCUGAAUGCCUCGACCUGGCUGCCGGAAAAGACUGUUCCACAGCAGAGCUGGAGCCGAGACCUCCCUGCCUCGAGUGCCUUCUUCGGCUCCUUUACCCCAUCGCGGGUCGAUGACCUGGAGCUGAGCCUUUUUUUUUUUUUUUUUUUUUUAAUGUCUUUUGUUCAGAAACCCUGGCCUUAGGAUUUAUAUUGUGAUUUGUCCUCAAGAUCCCAAUAAUAUGA